AUGGAAAAUAGUCCAAUUGACAUAGACAUGGAUGGUGCAAGUGAGGUUGUUGAGCAAAAUAAAAUGUCGGUAGUUCGGGAAAAAAGGACAUCAAAUGCUUGGCGUAACUACACAAAUGUUAGAGAUCCAAAGACGGGCAAGGUUGUAAAGGCACAAUGCAAACAUUGUUCCAAACUCUUGACAGUUACUACAAAGAAUGGUACAUCAUCUUUGAGUAAACAUAAUGCUAUAUGUUUACAAAAUCCUCGGAAUAUUGAUUUAAAACAAAAGAAAAUUAGCACAUUUAGAACAAGUAAAAGUGAUGUCACCACUGUUUCUAACAGGGAAUUUAACCAAAAUACAAUCAGACUUGUUGUAGCAAAAAUGAUUGUCAUUGAUGAGCAACCAUUUUCAUAUGUUGAACGUGACGGGUUUAGAUAUUUCUGUAGUGUUGUUGUUCCACAGUUUUGUAUCCCGUCACGUUUCACGGUUGCUAGAGAUGUUAGUAAACUUUUUCUUAGUGAGACGGAGCAAUUGAGAAAUACCUUGAAAAAUUUGAAUUGUAGGAUUGCUCUUACUACCGAUUGUUGGACUUCUGUGCAAAAUAUAAGCUAUAUGUGUUUAACUGCUCAUUUUAUUGAUGAUAACUGGAAAUUGCAUAAAAGAAUUUUGAAUUUUCAGAAUAUUGAUAGUCAUAAAGGAAAGGAAAUCGGGAAAGAAAUAGAAUCUUGUAUUCUUUAUUGGGGUAUUGAAGAGAAGUUAUCUUGCAUCACUAUAGAUAACGCAAGUGCUAAUGAUGUAGCUGUCGCUCAUAUAACAGAUAAUCUAACAUAUAAACUUGUCCUAGGUGCAUUGGUAUCUCUUGAUGUACCAACACGGUGGAAUGCCACUUACAUUAUUUUAGAAACGGCACUUAAGUUUGAGAGAGCUUUUAAAAGAAUGAGACAAGAAGACCCCGCAUUUGAAAAAGAGCUUAAAGAUGGAUUUCCAUCCCAAAAAGAUUGGGAAAAUGCAAGAAAUUUAUCCCUUUGUUUGAAGCAGUUUUUUGAAGCCACGAAAAGGAUGUCGGGAACUUUAUAUGUUACGGCUAAUAUGCAUUAUCAUGAGAUCUUAGGUGUACUUGCUUCCUUGUAG
Molecule: messenger RNA, 1113 nt
Organism: Lactuca saligna
Lineage: Eukaryota; Viridiplantae; Streptophyta; Magnoliopsida; Asterales; Asteraceae
Source: the annotation of a GenBank genome assembly